Cyclopterus lumpus (lumpfish) is the source of this 2471-nucleotide messenger RNA. It is a transcript of the gene arhgap19, whose product is annotated as Rho GTPase activating protein 19. Bases 28 to 1659 code for a protein of 543 amino acids. Gene Ontology annotation, molecular function: GTPase activator activity. The transcript has 12 exons. Gene Ontology annotation, biological process: regulation of small GTPase mediated signal transduction; signal transduction. The record is from RefSeq and is a predicted model, not a curated record. Gene Ontology annotation, cellular component: cytoplasm. Lineage: Eukaryota; Metazoa; Chordata; Actinopteri; Perciformes; Cyclopteridae.
UCAGACCUCACGUUCGACGACCGACCAAUGGCCAACGAGGGUGGGCGGGGCCAGAGGGACAACAGCGGAGGAUUCAAACGGAACAUGGCUGCGGGUAAAGAUGUGGACGAAAACACACACAACCGGAGAGGGACAGUGUGCAGUAUGGUGAUCAAUCAUGAGGAGUCACCGGGGGGCUCUCGCGCUGGCCGACCACCAGUCAUCUUCAACCCGGACUUCUUCGUGGAAAAACUCCGCCAUGAGAACCCAGAUGUUUUCCUGGAAGUGGUGCUGAGCAACAUCACUCGCCUCAUUGACCUUCCCGGGACGGAGUUUGCGCAGCUCCUCGGCGAGGAAAGCCCCAAGACCCCAACGGGCGGAAAUGGAGGCUUCUUUCGCUCCUUCAACUUCCUCAAACGCAAAGAUAAAGGUGUCGUGUUUGGAACCCCGCUGACUGAGAGCUGCAUUGCCCAGAUCUACCAGCUCAUUGAGUACCUCAGCAAGAACCUGCACGUCGAGGGCCUGUUUCGGGUGCCGGGGAACAGUGUUCGGCAGCAGACCCUGAAGGACCUCCUCAACAGCGGGGCCGACGUGGACCUGAAGUCCGGAGACUUCCACCCCAAUGACGUGGCCACGCUGCUCAAGACGUUCCUGGGAGAGCUGCCCGAGCCUCUGCUCACACACAGACACUUCCACGCACACCUUAAGAUAGCUGAUAUGACCCUGUUUGACGAACACGGCAACAAGACCGCGCUACCCAACAAGGAGCGUCAAAUCGAGGCCCUGCAGCUCCUCUUCCUGCUGCUGCCUCAGGCCAACCGGUCGCUGCUCAAGCUGCUGCUGGACCUGCUCUACCACACGGCCAGGCAGCAGGACAAGAACAAGAUGUCCGCCUUCAACCUGUCGCUCAUGUUUGCGCCGCACGUCGUCUGGCCCAGACAUAUGACAGCCACUGACCUGAAAGACAACCUGAAGAAACUGAACAACAACAUGGCCUUCCUCAUCAAACACUCGCAGAAACUCUUCAGGGCUCCAGGAUACCUGCGGGAUUAUGCCAAAGUGCACUUCACUGGGACCAAGGCUCUGCAGACCAAGGACGACCUGGAGCUGCUGGCGGCGAGCGGCUCCCCCCCUCAGCGGGCCGCGUUGCCCCUGAAGAGGACGGCGGUUCUGGGCCCCGGCUCUCAGGAGCAGUACCAGUCACCGGCUCAGCAAUACACCGAAGAGGCUCUGAAGGAGCUCUUCAGACACGUGCACCACAACAUGCCGGACUCCGCCAAGAAGAAGAAACUCGUCCGGCAGUUAGUCAAGCAGACGACCUCGGAGACGCCCACUAGCGAGCACCACCAGGCGGCACCGGCUCCCAGCAAGAAACACCCGCGCUCGCGCUCCUUCGGGGGCCUCAUCAAGCGCAAAGCUCGUGGUGAGCAGCUGACGGCAGAGAGGCGGGUCCGACACGUCUCCCCUGAUAUCGUCAUCAAGGCAGGAAGAAAAGCUGAUAAAGAGAACUUCAUCCUGCAAGUGAGCAGUCCGUUACAGGGUCACCUGCUGGGGGAGGCGGGGCUAGUCGUGAGGAACCCCGACUUCCCUUUCAAGAAGGACAAAGCUCUGAAGGGGUCCAAGCACUCCCCCUGUGUAACCAGGAUGUGUUUCUCUCCUGCUCAGGAGAUCUCGCUGUAAUGAAACGUGUCUCCUCCUCGUCUGGGACGGGACUUCCUUGGACAGUAGUAUUAUUAUUAUUAUUAUUACAAUAACUCCUCUUGUUUUCGUCGUAGUGCGUCUAUUUGAUUUUAUUAUUUUUUUACUGUGACUAAUAUCCAGCAGCUUUUAGCCGCGGCGGCCAAACCAAAGGCAGGAACUCUUGAAUAAAUCCUCCAGACGGUGUAAAUGUAAAUUUUUACGUUGUGGAUCAAAAUGAAUCCACUCAGAUUCAUACGGAAAAAGGGCCUUUUUGUUUUGUUUGUUUUUUAUUUUUGUUUAUUUUACCACAUGCAUUCUGGUGUCUGUGGUACUUUGGACUCUUUCCGCUAGAAAAUGUCAUUAAAACUUCACAAUAAUUAGUUUUAAUAACCUCGAAGCAGCAGAACCAACAAGUCCGUUUUUGUACUGUUCACAUUCUGAAAUGAUGUCUAAUGAAGUCCCGCCUUCUGCCUCAAUGUGACAAACAGUGGGCGGGGCCUCUGCUUCGGGGCGGGGCCUCUGCUUCGGUUUGGCUCCGCCGGCUCAGUCGUCGCUUGUUUUAUUAGCUGCUGUAUCCGUGACGACUUGCUAAGCUAAGCUAAGCUAACGGUCCGCCGUGUACAUGUUGUACAGGUUUUAGUUUUUAUAUCUUUAUGUCUCCAUUUGGAAAACUGUGUUGUUGUUGUUGUUGUUGUUUUUGUCUUAACUCACAGAACCAGUGAGCUGGCGUCACUUUAAUUUCCCAAAAAAGCUUCAUCCUGAAAUGAAAAAACAGGAUUUUGCUUGAAGAAAGAAAAAAAAAAAAAAAAAAA